CUAAGCCGAGGGACCGGGCGCGGCUGAGCUACGGCGGCUGGGCCCAGCACGGGCGGGGCCGGACGUGAGCGCACUUCCGAGGGAAGGCGGGGCGGGGCGGGGCCCUAUCGCGGCGAGGCGCCGGGCAUGGCGGCAACAAAGAGUACUGCAGCUGUUGCUCCAAAAAGAUCUGUCUUAUCUGUAAGUGCAAGAAAAAUUAAAGAUAACGCAGCAGACUGGCAUAAUUUAAUGAUGAAAUGGGAGACCCUGAAUAAUAAUGGAUUUAGUACCGCAAACAAAAUUGUAAACUUGAAAAUUGGCACACAAUUUAAAGAUAACAAGCUGGAGAUAGAAUGUGAUAACAUUGCCUCUGACUGUGGAAAGCUGUCUCCAGACUACAAUGAAGAACUUGAGAUGUUCUGUGCAGAAUUGCUUGGGACCUUGGAAAACAUGGCAAAAAUACAACUGAAAAUGGAAAAACUAUGUUCAACUACUAAAGGCAUUUGUGACUUAGAAACAUACCAUUAUGAAAAUGGAGAUUGCAGGACACCGCUCUUUCACACAUGGCCCACUACGUACUUCUAUGAGGUUUCUUUCAAGCUCACUGAAAUGUACAAGAAGGAACUACGACUUAAGCAAACGAUUGUGCAAGAGAUUGCUCAUACUGCUGACCAAGAUCUUAUGAUGGUUUAUUUAUCUUCUUGGUUGUACCAGCCCUAUAUUGAAAACAGCAAUAAACUACUGCUAGAAAGCAUGUUGCUGGAAACAGGACAUAGACAAGUGUAGCGUUUAAGACUCCUUCUAAUGAUACUCAUGUGACACUGAACCAGCAACAAACUGAAAGGUUAAUUAUAUGUUGUAUUUUUAUAAGGUUAUUAAAAUCUUUUUCCUCUGUUU
This is a messenger RNA of Dermochelys coriacea (leatherback sea turtle), 876 nucleotides long. It is a transcript of the gene CINP, whose product is annotated as cyclin dependent kinase 2 interacting protein. Lineage: Eukaryota; Metazoa; Chordata; Testudines; Dermochelyidae. The coding region runs from base 127 to 765 and encodes 212 amino acids. The transcript has 5 exons. The record is from RefSeq and is a predicted model, not a curated record.